GUUGUGAAGCCCGACAUGUUGUUUGGGAAACGUGGAAAGAGCGGCUUGGUGGCGCUGAACUUGGAUUUAGCUGAAGUUGCUGAGUUUGUGAAAGGUCGCCUUGGUGUUGAGGUUGAGAUGGGCGGUUGCAAGGCACCGAUCACCACAUUCAUCGUUGAACCCUUUGUUCCCCAUGACCAGGAAUAUUACCUCUCAAUAAUCUCUGAAAGGCUUGGAUCCACCAUUAGCUUUUCAGAAUGUGGGGGUAUUGAAAUUGAAGAGAACUGGGAUAAAGUUAAGACUAUAUUCCUUCCAACUGAAAAGCCUAUGACAUUGGAGGCUUGCGCUCCAUUGAUAGCUACACUACCCUUGGAGGUUCGGGGGAAAAUUGCUGACUUCAUAAUGGCUGUGUUUGCUGUAUUUCAAGAUCUUGACUUCAGUUUCAUAGAGAUGAAUCCAUUCACACUGGUGAACGGGGAGCCAUAUCCCUUGGAUAUGAGGGGCGAAUUGGAUGACACUGCUGCAUUUAAGAACUUUAAAAAGUGGGGUGACAUUGAGUUUCCGCUGCCUUUUGGAAGAGUCCUGAGCGCAACAGAAAGUUUCAUUCACUCGUUGGAUGAAAAGACAAGUGCAUCUUUGAAAUUCACGGUGUUGAACCCAAAAGGACGCAUCUGGACAAUGGUAGCUGGAGGCGGUGCGAGUGUUAUAUAUGCUGACACUGUUGGCGAUUUGGGUUAUGCAGAGGAGCUUGGUAACUAUGCAGAGUAUAGCGGAGCUCCAAAUGAGGAGGAGGUGUUGCAAUAUGCAAGGGUUGUUAUUGAUUGUGCUACUGCAGAUCCUGAUGGUCGUAAGAGAGCCCUUAUUAUUGGAGGAGGUAUUGCUAACUUCACCGAUGUUGCUGCUACUUUCAAUGGGAUUAUUCGAGCCCUUAAAGAGAAGGAGUCCAAACUAAAAGCAGCAAGAAUGCACCUCUAUGUUCGAAGAGGUGGUCCAAACUAUCAGACUGGUUUGGCAAAGAUGCGCAGUUUGGGAGAGGAGCUUGGUGUACCCAUUGAGGUUUAUGGGCCUGAGGCCACAAUGACCGGAAUCUGCAAGCAGGCAAUUGAUUGCAUUAUCUCUGCAGCAUAGUUUUACAAUUCUUUUUGCUCCUCUGUCAACAUGUGUCAGAAAAUAAUUUGGUGCAAGUUUAAGAUCGAGCAUAUUGGAUUGUUGUUUGAACUCUAAAAGCUUUUUCUUCCAUUUUAAAUUUUGUAACUUUUUUUUAACCCCCAAUGAAAAUAGUUUGUUACUUUUCCCCUAGCUGAGGUGAAUAUGAAGAAUUUCAUUUGCUAUUAAAAUUGC
Molecule: messenger RNA, 1320 nt
Organism: Corylus avellana
Lineage: Eukaryota; Viridiplantae; Streptophyta; Magnoliopsida; Fagales; Betulaceae
Source: RefSeq, a predicted model, not a curated record